AUGUUCAGAGCAAUUUGGCCGGGACGACUACAUAUCUACGCCUUUCUAUGGUGGUAUACAAUCAGGUUGCAAAAGAUUGAAAAAAAAACAGCUGUGCCAAGUUUGUUUAAAUGGACGAAAGUAAGGAAUGGAAGUGAUGAAAGAAGAAAACGGAUAGAAAGAAGAAGUAAUACUGUAGUAGCUUCUAGUAGCAAUGUUGUUGGUGAUAAUGGUGAAGAUAUAUUUUAUGGCUGUAUGGACAAUAUAGGUUUACAAGAUGAUGUAAUUGUAGAACGUUCAAUUUCAGAUGAUUUUAAUUUUCAAAUCCCAGUUAAUGUUAAUGCCGAAACUGUUGAAACUGCAACACAAACACUUCCACUCAAACAAUAUUAUUUCUCUUCAGAAAAUUUUAAAGAUGAUUCAGCAGGAAUUCAUUUUUAUACUGGUUUAGAGUUUUAUGCAAAAUUUUUAAUGGUUUUUCAGUCAUUAGGAGCUGCCGUUCACCAUCUACGUGCUGCUCACAGCUCUGGAACUAUAUCUAUUUUACCAGCUAUUGAUCAAUUUUUUCUGACUCUUAUUAAAUUUCGUCAGCAUAAAACUAAUUUUGAAUUGUCUAGAAUGUUUGGAAUUUCAGAAUUUUCUGUUUCAAAUAUUUUUAUUACUUGGGUUUGUUUUAUGUUUAAACAAUGGAGUGAGCUGAAUAUAUGGCCACCUAGAGAGGUUGUAUAUUACUAUUCUCCCAAGGAUUUUAAAUCUAAAUUUCCAGCCACAAGGUGUAUUAUUGAUGGAACCGAAAUACCGAUUAAAAAACCUAAACCCCCAUUAACACAACAAGCAACAUUUUCAACUUAUAAAAACCAAAAUACUGUAAAAACUUUAGUUUCAGCAAUACCUGCAGGUUUAAUUGUUGAUAUCCCAAAAGCUUAUGGAGGUAGUACAAGUGAUCGUCAGAUUAUUGAAAGAGGGGGUCUUGUAUCUAUGUGUGACCCAGGUGACUCUAUCAUGGCAGAUAAGGGAUUUAAUGUUCAGGAUAUUUUUGCUCCCAAAAAUGUUACAGCGAACAUUCCUUCAUUUUUUAGGAAAAAACAGACUUUCAGGUAA
Messenger RNA from Lottia gigantea (owl limpet), 1080 nucleotides. RefSeq lists its product as hypothetical. The record is from RefSeq and is a predicted model, not a curated record. NCBI's taxonomy places the organism in Eukaryota, Metazoa, Mollusca, Gastropoda, Lottiidae. The transcript has 2 exons. The coding region runs from base 1 to 1080 and encodes 359 amino acids.